Messenger RNA from Scleropages formosus (Asian bonytongue), 4795 nucleotides. Its product is annotated as ubiquitin carboxyl-terminal hydrolase 13. Gene Ontology annotation, molecular function: zinc ion binding; protein binding; cysteine-type deubiquitinase activity. The record is from RefSeq and is a predicted model, not a curated record. Bases 613 to 3186 code for a protein of 857 amino acids. NCBI's taxonomy places the organism in Eukaryota, Metazoa, Chordata, Actinopteri, Osteoglossiformes, Osteoglossidae. Gene Ontology annotation, biological process: protein deubiquitination. The transcript has 21 exons.
UUUGUUCUCCAUCAGUCAGUCAGUCAGUCAGUCAGUCACGUGGCUUAGCUGGAUACCAGCAGUAAGAUCUCCUCGCCCUUCUGGGCGUUGUGUGGACUGCGCCGUGCACUUCCCACGCUGACAGGACACGCUUCUCGCCAGGACAAAGGAUGCCCGAGCCGAGCGUGGAGCCACGUGAGUCGCGCCGCGGAGGGGCGUUGCCCCGCGGCAGCUGAAGGCGUGGUCGCCACCGCACCGAGAUCCGCGCGAACAACGGCACACGCUGCACGUGCCUCUUCCGACACUUACUACUGGACCCCGCUGCGCAUUCGCUCGGGAAACACCUCUGCACGUCGCGCUAGCCAAGCCGCAUUUCCGCGUGUCCCCCGAACCGAUUCCACACGCACCCCGCAACACAUUCAUAAAUGGCGCUGUUGUGUGCUGCUACGAUCCCGCGGCGCGCCGCAUCCCUGUGCGCGGCCAGGAAUGUCGGGGCGGCAUGCUUUUAAAAAUAGCACCGCGCGCCUCCAGGCUGCCAGGCUGCGCUGGUGACCCUCUGGCGAGCGGCGGCGGCGGCGGCGGCAGCGGCAGCAGCAGCAGCAGCUCUGCGGGGACACAAGCGGGAAUGAGAAGAUGGCUGCGGAUCUAGGCGAGCUGCUGGUCCCUUACAUGCCCACCAUCAAGGUGCCCAAGACGGGAGACAGGGUCUACAAGGACGAGUGCGUCUUCUCCUUCGACUCGCCCGAAUCUGAAGGUGGCCUCUAUGUGUGCAUGAACACGUUCUUGGGCUUCGGCAGAGAACAUGUGGAAAGGCAUUACCGCAAAACCGGCCAGAGCGUUUACAUGCACCUCAAGCGGACCAUAAAGGAGAAAGCCACAGGUGCUGCAGGAGGGGCUGUGCCAAGAAGAAGGAAUGGUAAAGUUUUCCUAGAUUUAGAACUUAACUGCGAUUUUAACUGCGACGAUUACGAAUAUGAAGAUGAAGCCAAGCUUGUCAUAUUCCCAGACCACUUUGAGAUCCCCUUACCAAAUAUUGAGGAGUUGCCUGCACUGGUGACAAUUGCCUGCGAUGCCGUGCUCAGCGCCUCCUCCGCCUUCAGAAAACGGGAACCGGAUUCCUGGGAGGAGGAACCGCAGGUGUCGAAGCAUGCCAGGAGCCUUCGACAGCAGGACAACGGGGUGCGAAUCCCGCCCAGUGGCUGGAAAUGUGCCAAGUGUGAGAUGAGGGAGAACCUGUGGCUCAACCUUACGGACGGAUCAGUGCUGUGUGGGAAGUGGUUCUUCGACGGUAGCGGAGGAAACGGACAUGCUCUGGAGCAUUACAGAGAAACCAACUUCCCCCUGGCAGUCAGACUGGGCACAAUAACUCCAGAUGGAGCAGAUGUUUAUUCCUUUGAUGAGGAGGAAGCUGUCCUGGACCCACAUAUAGCGGAGCAUUUAGCCCACUUUGGAAUAGAUAUGUUACAGAUGCAAAAGAGGGAGAAUGGCCAUGUGGACAACGAGGUACGGCCACGGGUGACUGAGUGGGAAGUGAUCCAGGAGUCGGGUCUGAAGCUGAAGGCGGUGUAUGGCUCGGGUUACACCGGCAUCAGGAACUUGGGUAACAGCUGCUACUUGGGGACCACCAUGCAAGUCCUCUUCAGCAUCCCAGAGUUCCAGAGGGCAUACGUUGGGAAUCUUCAGAGGAUAUUUGACUAUUCGCCCCUAGAUCCUUCGCAAGAUUUCAGUACACAGAUGGCAAAGCUUGGACACGGACUUCUCUCAGGCCUGUACGCCAAACCUCCGGCAAAGUGUGAGCUCAUAGAACAGGUGAUGAAAGAAGAACACAAGGUAUCAGACGUGCACCAGGAGAGAGGUAUAUCUCCUCGGAUGUUCAAAGCUCUGGUCAGCAAAGGUCAUCCUGAAUUCUCAUCCAACAGACAGCAGGAUGCCCAGGAGUUUUUCCUACAUAUAAUCAACCUAGUAGAGAGGAACAGCGCCGGUGCAGAGAAUCCCAGUGAUGUGUUCCGCUUCCUGGUAGAGGAGAGGAUACAGUGUUGCCAGUCGCGGAAAGUGCGCUACACCCAGAGGGUGGACUACCUCAUGCAGCUCCCCACCCCCAUCGAGGCUGCCACCAACAGGGAGGAGCUCAUAGCAUAUGAGGCGAAACGGCAGGAGGCUGAGGAGAACCUGAGGACCUCACCAGAGCCAGUGAGGGCCAAAAUUCCAUUCACAGCAUGCGUGCAAGCCUUCACCGAGCCCGAAAAUGUGCCGGACUUCUGGAGCUCGGCGUUGCAGGCCAAAUCAGCCGGGAUCAAGACUUCCCGUUUUGCCUCGUUCCCCGAGUACUUGGUGGUGCAGAUAAAGAAGUUCACCUUUGGGGUUGACUGGGUCCCCAAAAAAUUGGACGUCUCCAUAGACAUGCCGGAUUUCUUGGAUCUGUCCCGGCUCCGUGCCACGGGUUUGCAAGCUGGUGAGGAGGAGCUGCCCGACCUCACUCCACCCAUCGUCCUCCCAGAGGACACCAGAGAUAGCUCAAUGACGGACUCUCCGGAAAUAGACGAGUCUGCCGUGAUGCAGCUGGCAGAGAUGGGCUUUCCCCUGGAGGCGUGUCGGAAGGCCGUGUACUACACGGGCAACAUGGGGGCCGAGAUGGCCUUCAACUGGAUCAUCGCCCACAUGGAGGAGCCAGACUUCGCAGAGCCUUUAGCAGUGCCUUCCUACUCCGAACCCGGGCCUUCCAGCCCCAGCCAGGGCCCCUCCAUGGACAGUCAGCCCCCUGAGGACAGCGUGGCCAUUCUCACAUCCAUGGGCUUCUCCAGGGCCCAAACCAUUCGAGCCCUCAAAGCAACCAACAGUAAUCUGGAGCGGGCACUGGACUGGAUCUUCACCCACCCCGACAGCGAGGAGGAGAGCGAGGCAGUGUCCGAUAUGGCUGACACAGAGCCCAAUGACAACGCCUUCUCCAACGCCAACAUGAACAGUGACUCCACUCUGUCCCCAGACCUGGACCCGACAGGUCCCAGAAUCAAAGAUGGACCUGGCCGAUAUGAGCUCUUUGCCUUCAUUAGCCAUAUGGGGACAUCCACAAUGUCUGGCCAUUACGUUUGUCACAUCAAGAAGGAGGGAAGGUGGGUGAUUUACAACGACCACAAAGUCUGCCUUUCGGAAAGACCUCCCAAAGACUUGGGCUACAUCUACUUUUAUCAUCGAUUGUCCUGCAGCUAGGCCCGAAUCCUCUAUGUUCGAACCUCAGAGGCGGCUGCUAUCUUCUAGCCCAAAGGAAGGAUUGUCCACAACAGGAGCCACACCAGCUGAGAGGAGACUCAAAGUAUCAGAGCUUUCUUAGUCAAAUGUUUGCUUUUGUUUGUCUGCUUUCAUGGAAAUGUGUCAGUGCUCAAAGGUGGCCCUAAAGAGGAGAUGUGUGCAAUUUUUUUGUUGACAUUUGUAAGUAACUGGCAAGAAUUUAUGCGGUAGUACAUAUUGGACCUUAAUGGUGUUUUCUAUACCUUCAUCUUUUAUGUCAAAUUUUCCAAAGUGCUCAGAUAUGUGGUAGCAAUUACGCAAGGCUAGCUGAAUAACAACCAAUGUUCGAAAGCAUAUCAUUUUAAGUUAAAAUCAACGCGAAGGAACUCUAAUUAUCUCUGCGUAUUUCCUUCUGAGUUCUGCUACAUGAAAUGUGUUAAUGAGACGAGACAUGAAGGAGCUGCUCCGCUUACUACGUGAACUAAGGUGAAGGACCAUUCUUCCGCAGUCUUUCUCCCUUUAUCUCAGAUAAAUGUUUCUAUCGCACCAGAAAGAGAAAUGCCGUGACUUUUAGAUGUGAAAAUAGAAGGGAUGAGUAAUUUGACUAAUUCAGCUUAAAUACUAUAAACUGAAUGUCACAUCAGUGGGGCUUUUUAAAAACUUGUUUACCAACGACUUUUAUCUAAAUCUGUUGCAUUUUCCCCAAGAUUCCCUUGUUUAGUGUUCAAUCUGGAGUCAACAGCUGUCACACAGGAGACAUGGGGUCCCUUUGGAAUUAGGGUGACUUUUGCUAGAGCUCUUUUCAAAUGCAUUUAUCUGUUCAUCAUUGCUUUAUUUCUCUUGAAAGCACUUUUAUUCAAACAAAAGUCUUUUGUUUGAAAUAGAAAAAAUGCACAGAAUAACUUGAUUCGUUUUAUCAUUUGUUUUAUUAUUUUUUUUUUUCCUCACUUGAAUGUGACAGAAGUGAAAGAUUUGUUCUGGAACCAACAUUUCCACCACUGACCCAUCUGAUUACUGAUUGUUUUUUUAAUUUAUUUAUUUAAAGUAGAAAUGGCUCCAAUGUUUUGUCACAAGGUUUGUAUUAUAAACACACAUUUCUCCUAAGUCACUGUAAAGAUGAUGUCAGAAUGAAAAAGUGUCUCAGUAAGCAUCUAAGUUCCUAAACAGAACUUUUCCAGACAUGAUUUUUUUUUUUCCCGUUAAUCCUUUUGUUGUUAAGAUUAUGGUUCCUUUAGUCAUACAUGUAAAUUGCAAAAGCAAUGUGUUGGAUUACUUUGAUUUUCUUUAUUCAGAAUUAUUUAGAGGAAGAAAUACUGUUCAACAGUGAGCAGUGUGAACUUAAAAGCUGCCUCACAUUAAAGUCUGUUAUCAUUGUGGACUAUUAGCUAUUUUCAUUGAGCAAAUGAACACCAAAUACGGAGAAAAUGAGCGGCAGCAUUAAAUACAACGCCAUGUCAAUACUGUGGACGGCAUCAUCAAUGCCUUAUACAAAUCUGAUGGAUUCAUUCCUUUUCAGAGGACCUUUGAAAACCAAAUUAUUUCAGUUUUUGAAGCAGUUGCACAUUUCAAAACAGUUUUUUUCACUGCCUCU